UGCAGUGGUGAUUGGCGGGCGGAGCUGCCGCUCAGGGGCCGGUGCGGCGGGGCUAUUUAAAAGGCGGCGCACGCCGGCGCCCGGUGCGGUCUCCCGUGCGUGAGAGCGAGGAAGCGUGAGGCGCAGCGAGUGACACCGGUAGCCAUCGCCUGUAUCAGAUCUACCACGAUGCCUGGGUCUCUUCCGGUGAAUGCUGAAUACCGUUGGCCCAAAGAUGUGGGAAUUGUUGCACUGGAGAUAUAUUUCCCCUCUCAGUACGUUGACCAGACAGAGCUGGAGAAGUAUGAUGGUGUGGAUGCUGGGAAGUACACCAUUGGGCUGGGCCAGUCAAGAAUGGGGUUCUGCUCCGACCGGGAGGAUAUCAAUUCUCUCUGUCUGACUGUGGUUCAGAAGCUGAUGGAGAGGAACAGCCUUUCCUAUGAUUGUAUUGGGAGAUUGGAGGUUGGAACAGAGACGAUAAUUGAUAAAUCAAAAUCUGUAAAGACUGUCCUGAUGCAGCUCUUUGAAGAAUCUGGUAAUACAGAUGUAGAAGGCAUUGACACCACCAAUGCAUGCUAUGGAGGCACUGCUGCUCUUUUUAAUGCCAUUAAUUGGAUCGAGUCCAGUUCUUGGGAUGGACGCUAUGCACUUGUUGUUGCUGGAGACAUAGCUGUGUAUGCCACUGGAAAUGCCAGGCCAACAGGUGGAGCUGGUGCUGUUGCUAUGCUGGUUGGUCCAAAUGCUCCGUUAAUUUUUGAGAGAGGGUUGCGUGGAACCCAUAUGCAACAUGCAUAUGACUUCUAUAAGCCGGAUAUGGUCUCUGAAUAUCCUGUAGUUGAUGGCAAACUCUCUAUACAGUGCUACCUCAGUGCAUUAGAUCGCUGCUAUACUGUUUAUCGCAACAAAAUCCACGCCCAGUGGCAAAAAGAGGGGAUAGGCAGACGUUUCACCUUGAAUGACUUUGGAUUCAUGAUCUUUCAUUCUCCCUACUGUAAACUGGUCCAGAAAUCUGUGGCUAGACUCUUGCUGAAUGACUUUCUCAGUGACCAGAACCCAGAAACAGCAGAUGGUAUUUUCAGUGGGUUGGAGGCUUUCAGGGAUGUAAAACUUGAGGAUACAUAUUUUGACAGAGAUGUGGAAAAAGCUUUCAUGAAAGCCAGUGCAGAGCUCUUCAAUCAGAAAACCAAAGCUUCGUUACUUGUGUCCAAUCAGAAUGGAAAUAUGUACACCCCUUCAGUCUAUGGUUGCCUUGCCUCUCUUCUAGCCCAGUACUCCCCAGAGCAGCUUGCAGGACAGAGAAUCAGUGUGUUUUCAUAUGGCUCUGGGUUUGCUGCUACGCUGUAUUCCAUCAGAGUUACGCAGGAUGCCACUCCUGGCUCUGCACUGGACAAAAUUACUGCCAGUCUGUCCGAUCUCAAAACAAGACUUGACUCAAGAAAAUGUAUUGCACCGGAUGUCUUUGCUGAAAAUAUGAAGAUCAGACAGGAAACGCAUCAUUUGGCCAACUAUAUUCCACAGUGCUCGGUGGAAGAUCUCUUUGAGGGAACUUGGUACCUUGUGCGUGUGGAUGAAAAGCACAGGAGAACAUACGCACGGCGCCCGCUCAUGGGUGAUGGACCGCUGGAGGCAGGUGUUGAAGUUGUCCACCCAGGCGUUGUUCAUGAGCACAUCCCAAGCCCUGCUAAGAAAGUGCCAAGAAUCCCUGCAACAACAGAAUCUGAAGGCGUUACUGUUGCCAUUUCCAAUGGGGAGCAUUAAGAUACCUCUGUGAGGUGGGGAAUGAAGCAAGGUGUGAGGGUAGGGUAACAGAGGGAGAGGAUUGCAGUAGUGCUCAAGUUUCAGUGCACAGUAGUACUUCAUUGGAGAAUGGAAAACUGUUAAAGCUCCUUGAAAAGCUUUGUCAUAAUAUGGUAUGCUGAUGUUUAUGGUAUUUUCAAGACACUAAAUUCAUGAAUAUACUGGGGAUGGAGGGACUUGCCAGGGGCUGUGUGGAUUCAUUAACAUGUCCAUUUUUAUUUUUCUUUUCAAUUGCUGAGUAGUAGCUGUAGUCCAUUACAAGGUAUUUGUACACAGAAAAAAUCUUUUGCUUGCUCUUUCCAUUCAAAAUGACUUGAAACCUACACUGUUAACUUUUACUGUUAACGUCUACUUCAAACCUCCACUAUUAACUUCUACUGUUAACUUCUACUUUUAACCUAUACUGUUAACUUCAAGUGUGUGGCAAGCUAGUCCAGGCUUAUCAUGUUUGGAUUCUCAGUGCCUUGACAGUAAGCUGUCUUCAGAAUACUGUGCUUCUCUUUCUCUAUACCACCCUCCUCUUUUCUGCCAGUCUGCAUCCCAUCACCCCAUUGCUUUGGGAAAUACAACCAAGUAGCACUCAUUGCUGAAGAAGAAUCUCUCUUCCCUGUCAGAAUGACUAGAUCAAGAAUGGCUAGACUGACAUGUGGUUUUCUUCCAACAAACUUUGUGACCCGCUGUCUUAGUUACUGUGGGAUUCCUCUGAACACCCGUAAUGUGUAUUUUGUGCCAGCUUUAUAAAUCACAGCAGCGUGGGUGGAAAGAGAAAGAGGAGGGAUAGGGAUUUUUUUCUUCCAAAGAUAUGGGUUCAUUGAUGUGGCAUCUUUCAGGAUUGUCUAGUAGAUCCCAUUUGGAGUACUGUGUACAGUUCUGGUUUCCUCAACAUAAGAAGGACAUGGAGCUGUUGGAGUAAGUCCGGAGGAGGAUAAUAAGGGGCUUGGAGCAUCUCCCAUAUGAAUACAGGCUGACAAAACUGGGACUCUUCAGCCUGGAAAAGAGAAGGCUGUGUGGAGACCUCAUAGCAGCUUCCCAGUAUCUGAAGGGGGCCUACAAGGUUGCCAGAGAAGGACUCUUAAUCAGGGACAGUAGGGAUAGUACAAGGGGUAAUGGAUUCAAACUAAACCACGAGAAGUGCAGGUUAGAUGUAAGGAAGAAGUUCUUUACUGUGAGGGUGGUGAGGCACUGGGACAGGUUGCCGAAAGAGGUUGUGAGUGCUCCAUCCUUGUCUGUGUUCAAGGCCAGGUUGGACAGUCUUGGGCAACAUGGUCCAGUGUGAGGCAUCCCCACCCAUGGAAGGGGGAUUGGAACUGGAUGAUCUUAAGGUCCUUUCCAACCCAAACCAUUCCAUGAUUCCAUGGUUCUAUAAUUAUCUAAGGCAGCAGAAUUUUCAUACAGGACUUCCAGAUAUUACUGAGCUGUUUUAAUUGGCAGACGAAGAAAGGGAGAAACAUCACUGGCCUCUCACUAGUCUUUAUAUAACACAUUUCUGAAAGACUAUUUCUGACUUUGAAUUUGGCUUUGUACCUUGAAAUCCUUCUGACUAAUGGUGAUACUGUAGGAGUAGGGUCUUUUUUUUUUUUUUUUUCUCCUUUCUUGUUUUUUUCCCGAUAUGCAAGCUAAAAGCUAUCAAUUUUGCAACAGGUAGAUAUACCAUACUAAUGGGGAUUCCAUUCUGGUAGAUUUUUAAAGUCCAGACUGGAAAUUAACUAUGACAUGAGCCUUGUAAGCUUGUAAUAUAUACAUAUUUAAAUUGAGCUAAUGUACAGAAUGAAAUUUUGUUGGAUUUAUUUCUUUGCUAAUUCUACAAAGCUGCAUUAUCUAAUAUAAAGUAGCAAAAAAUUACAUGUCUGUUAAGUUACAAUUUUUUUGUGUGUCUAAUAAAGUGUUUGUAUUAUCUGUCACUCACUAGGAUUUGAUAACUUGCUGUAUUUGUACAGUCAAGCCUUGGUAAAAUAGUUGUUUAUUAUAAAUUUAUGGAUACUAAUCUGUUUGUUCUGCUGAAAAUGAUGGAGCAAUGAUGCAUGAUAAUAGUGUUUGCAAGUACUUUGGUUUAGGUUGCCCUCGUGAAACUUAAUCUUGGCACCAGGAAAACAAAUUGCCAUGGAACAAAGUCCAUUGCUGGCAGUGGACAAGCCAGGAAAUGAGCUACUGGCAUAAAGUUAUCACAGGGGCCUCGUGGUUUGUGAGGCUGAUCCUUUAUUAAAAUAAAGUUUGAGAUAUUUGAAACCUG
Messenger RNA from Pezoporus occidentalis (night parrot), 4006 nucleotides. It is a transcript of the gene HMGCS1, whose product is annotated as 3-hydroxy-3-methylglutaryl-CoA synthase 1. Bases 169 to 1737 code for a protein of 522 amino acids. NCBI's taxonomy places the organism in Eukaryota, Metazoa, Chordata, Aves, Psittaciformes, Psittacidae. The record is from RefSeq and is a predicted model, not a curated record. The transcript has 10 exons. Gene Ontology annotation, biological process: acetyl-CoA metabolic process. Gene Ontology annotation, molecular function: hydroxymethylglutaryl-CoA synthase activity.